Zeugodacus cucurbitae (melon fly) is the source of this 529-nucleotide messenger RNA. RefSeq lists its product as uncharacterized. The record is from RefSeq and is a predicted model, not a curated record. Lineage: Eukaryota; Metazoa; Arthropoda; Insecta; Diptera; Tephritidae. The annotation marks the transcript as partial. The transcript has a single exon.
UUUACAACUAAUUCAUUUCAAACUUGUAUAUUUUUCAUUUUAGCGUCAAUUUCAUUAACUAAAGCUGACAGUCAAAACUUUUACUACACAGCUGGGCAAAGGAAAUCCGUUAAACUCGUUUAUGGAGGCUAUCAAUAUGUCAAGUUCAUGGAGAAUUCUAAAGGCAUUAAGUGGAUUUGUUCAACCCGUUCAACUACCAAAUGCAGGGCGCGAGUACGUACAACGAAAAAUUCGCAACUCGAAGUGCUCCAUGCUAAACACAAUCAUUCUUUUAUACAAAAAAAAUAUCCACGAAAAAUAGAUGAAGACAGUAAGCUUGAUAUCGAACACAUAUUUCUGCCAAAGGCUUCACCAAAAUAGAUUUGUCGUUAUAAUAUAGAUAACCGAGUAGAAUAUGAAUAUUUUACUUAUAAAUAUGAGUGAAGACGUUUUGUUUAUAACUAAUGUAUAUUGAAAAAUUAUAAUACAACUCUUUAAAACUAAAAACAAAUUUCAUAUGUACAUAUAUUGUUAAAUUGUAAGGAGUAUU